Messenger RNA from Cadophora gregata, 3764 nucleotides. RefSeq lists its product as uncharacterized. Lineage: Eukaryota; Fungi; Ascomycota; Leotiomycetes; Helotiales; Ploettnerulaceae. The coding region runs from base 359 to 2686 and encodes 775 amino acids. The transcript has 3 exons. Gene Ontology annotation, biological process: endoplasmic reticulum unfolded protein response. The record is from RefSeq and is a predicted model, not a curated record.
CAAAAUAUACCAUCAAUCAUCAGUCGUAAAUAAUAUAGUACAUUGCAGUCCGUUGAUUCCCGUCUAAUCCAGGCUGAAUCUGCAGGUCAGCCAGAUACCAUGAACAGGUGUCUUGGAGCUUAAUCGGUCGAUACGCCAUACGUGGAGCCAUCGAACACCCACCCGCCAGAACCUAUUAACAGAUCCUCUUCCCAACAGCACAGGCAGAACUCGCCCCGGUUGUCGCUCUGGGCGAGAGAUAAUUUUGAUUUCCAACUCAUACAAUUGCAAUGAUUCUUUGACAGCCCAGCCUAUAUUUCGUGUUCCGGCAACUCUAGGCUUAGAUAUUUCCGUUUGUUCCCAACCGGUGUCGAACGCCAUGGCCGAACCUUCAGCAGCACCACUCGCAGAUACGGAAACGAAAGGAGAGGAGGCUCCUGGACCAUUGAAAUUUACCCUCCAUGUUGUGUCGCCUUCAGUCGGGGUGUCUGGUCCGCUGAACUUUGCAAGCUUGCCUGCAACUACGACUGUGAAGGAUCUCAAAGGCAGGAUCCGAGACGUUCUACCAUCAAGACCUCCAGAUGAGAACCAACGCUUGAUUCAUCGUGGCCGCAUGCUGGGAAGGGAUGCUGAAACUAUGCUAGAGAUCUUUGGUCAGGAAACUUUGAGCAAUACCGAUUCCCAGACACUUCACUUAGUCCUUCGUCCAACCGCUCCUGAAGCUGCUUCACUUCCUGCGACUUCUACGCCUACUCCAAUUCACCCACCGGGCAUUGCCAAUCCUCCAAUACCCCCGCAAUUUCAACCCCGCCCUCAGUCAACACCUGUGAACCCACUACAAGCUGCUCUGCAUGGUGGAGGUAUUCAUGGAAUGCAAGCACAGCAGCCGCUUCCAGGUUUCCAACAGAUUAUGCAACACCAACAGCAUACACUUAACCAAGCACAGCAAGUUGCUCACUUGCAGCAAGGCAUGGUUCAUAGACUUGGACAGUUGCAGCAGGAAACCCAUCGCUUACAACAGGAGAUCAACAUAUUCGAGCAAAGGGCUCGAGCAGCUGCAGCAGCUAUUCAGAACGGCCAGCAGGCGCCUGUUGGACCUGGAAUUCCUCCGCAAAGCAUAUUCCGACCAGUUGCAGCGCCUCCGCACUUCCCUGCCUCUAUUCAGCAGCUGAUCAAUCAACAGCAACGAGAGCGAGCGGCUGAAGGACGGCAAGGUGCGCAGGAUACCGGUGGACUCCCUCAUCCUGGCCAUUUUCCUCAAACAGCAUCGGGUAGAGCUAGUCCUAGUAUCCACCGUCCUGAUAGCACUACUACAUACACGCGGGAGGGUGUUGGACCCAAUGGGGAAAGAUGGUCUGUUACUGUGAACGAGACCACCACUACAAUCCCCGCACCUCAGCCCCAAUCCCAACCUCAUCUUCAUCACCAUCACCCAGCUCCGCAUGCAAAUCCAGCUUUGGAUAUCCAGGCUGUGUUACGGAACGCAGACCGAUUCUUGGCACAGAAUGGACAUAAUAAUAUGCAACGGAGUGGUUCAAGUCCAGUACCUAUGCAAGGUCUGACUUCGGCCCCUGGUAUUAACAGACCAGAAACGCCUGGACAGGCGACUCCUACCACCACAAAUAGUUCUCCUUCAGCAUCGACCUUUUUGAAUCCACUUGUGAACACAAAUCUCCCUACCAUCAAUGUACCAGCCCAGGCUGCCUCGAGCACUAGUUCUUCUGCAUCCAACCAGCCAAUGGUUUACCUGCUCUCGUCACCAUCAGGUCCUCGAGCUCUACUAGUCACUAACUCAGAGACCUAUUUCACUCCACGUCAUUCCUCAAGACGCCGCCUCUCCCCGACCGCGACUGUACAAGGGCAAGCUGCUGAUGGAGUAAUUGGGCUUCCGGAGUAUCGUAACAGACCACAACAAAAUGUUCGAAGAGUCAAUCCCCCACCUAAUGCUGCCCAGGCGCCAGCCCAACCUAUCCCAAAUGCACCACAUGGGAACCCACCAGCUGCAGCAGUGGGUGCUCAGUUUGGCCAGAUUGUAUGGAUGCUCGUCCGUCUUGCUGGCUUUGUCUGGUUCUUCACAUCUGGUAAUCCUAGUUGGACCAGAUGGCUCAUCAUCGUCGGCUUGGGAGUCGUCGUAUUCCUUUACAACACUGGCAUGCUCAACGGUAUUGGCGAGCUUUUCAGCCCUAUCCGAAGGCACCUAGAGAACUUGAUACCACUAGCAGGACCCGAAGCAGCUUUGGUUCCUGCGCAGAAUGCGGCUAUCCCUCAAGCACCUGCUAGAGGCGCUGUCCCAGGUGGAAAUCUGACCCCUCAACAACGUCAACGUGGCGAGCUUGAUCCUGCUGAAGCAGCAGAGAGAAUUCUUGAGCAACGCCGACAAAGACUCGCAAAUGGAGGAUGGCUCGUGGCACAGAUUCGACGAGCUGAACACUCGCUUCUGUUGUUCCUUGCUAGUUUGGUACCUGGUGUGGGCGAGCGUCAUAUCGCGGCUCGAGAGGCAGAGGCCAACGCUGCAGAAGCUCGUCGUCUAGAGGCUAUUGCAGCUGCUGAGGCGGCUGAACAAGCUGCCAAUGCUGAAGCGCCGGUAGAGGGAGAGAGUGGUGUUGAACGGGCUGAGGGCACGGGAGAACAGAGGGCAAAUGAUACCAAUGAAGGCGAAAAUAACGAUGCUGCUGCUGCUCCAGUGCAGCCCUUGAUCCAAGUGUAAGAUGGGAAAACAGGAAAAACAGGAGAGUGUAGAAUACCUUAUGUUUUGAUAGCUAGUAAGGUAAGCGAGUUUUAGCUUAGGGAAUGGAAAAUAGAUGUUAUCCCAUAAAACCCGACAACGGCAAUCUCACGUAUGGAUUGGAGCCUAUUUCAAACAGCCUCAUCAAAAAUCAAAGCUCAUGACUCGCUUCUGAAUAUGUCAUUGCCUUCUUCAUGGGCAAUUCGGCCGGUGUCGAUGGGUUUGAGUAGUAAAUAUACAGUCGUCCCGUUCUCUGACUCUUCAUCGGAUGGAAAGAAACAUUUGGUCAGUCGCGGUAGUAUAUAUUGAUGAGCUGCAGUAGCUCAAUUGUGUAAUUAAUUGUCUAUGGAAUACUCUUGCAAGUCUGAAGAAAAACAAUAUUUGGUAAGAAACAUCAUGCCGACCUAGCCGAAGCUACAGAUGAUUAUUGAAGCGGCUUAAAGGGAUCGUGAGUAAGAUCAGUAGGUCAAAAAUAACGCAGGACUUCCUUUCACUCAUGGAGUAGACCCUGCUGGAGCAGUGCUAUGGAAACAUGUAAGUUCAAAAUCUGACACCACACAAUGUUAGCUAUUGUAUCUACAGAAGCGUUGGACCAAAGUGUGGUUGAAUAGGCAAAGGAUCAGAAGGUCUCCAAGAGAUCAGCAUUGUGCCGUAAACGGAACCUCAGAACAGGUCUGUAAAUCUUGUGAUUUUCAUCAUUUUGCGAAGGGUAGUUACAGGCUUGAGGUGGUACGAGCUGUAGGGGAAGUGAACAUACCAGUAUCGAUGUUACAACCAUGGCAGUCGUGACGCUUACUUGACUGGUCAAUAAUGAUAAUAAUUCAUCAUUGGCAGCUGUUGAAGGCCCUUGCCUAGGAUCGUCCUCAGACAGGCUCAGCAUUGUCCAGUAACUCUCAUGACAUCCGGGCAUAGGACAAGUCUCAAGUUUGAAGGACAAGUUGACUGGUAGCAAGCUCAGGCAGUGCGAGAAACCCAGUCUUGUAAUCCAUGAUCACACGCGAUGCUGCUGUUGAGGAUGCUGAGGUUGGAAAUGAAGUUGAAGAAGAAAGGUGAAGAAAAU